Brassica rapa (field mustard) is the source of this 2073-nucleotide messenger RNA. RefSeq lists its product as uncharacterized. Lineage: Eukaryota; Viridiplantae; Streptophyta; Magnoliopsida; Brassicales; Brassicaceae. The record is from RefSeq and is a predicted model, not a curated record.
UUCAGAGUGUGACAGAACGGAACGGCUCUGAUUUUGUUCGAAUCAUGCAUUUACAGUGAGUGAAGAAUCCAAUCCAGCGAAGGGACCAAAUCCAUUGUGAUUCUUGACUAAACUGUUUACUGUAAGAAUAACGACAACUAUUGCAGGGGACGAGACUCGAAGUGAGCUCGCUUGCUUUCAUCAACUAGAACUACAAAAAGGAUGAGGAAACCGAACAGCUCUAAGGUUGGUAGGAAAGUUGUGAAGAAGACAUUGAUAGCUCUUGGUAGGAUGCUGGCUCUUCGUGGUGGCGAUGGUGAAGUGGAUUCAUCACGCAAGCCACUCAACGCUUUACCUGCGGGUGGUGGAAGUAACAUGCAGCUUGUUUGUGUUGAUGCUGAUUGUGCCACCGGUUUGGAGUAUGAUCUGGACUAUAUGAAGUACUUGACCAUCUUUAAGGAAAGCCAUCAGUAUUUGCUCGAGGGAGAGGCUUCUCCACUGCGUAUUAUGUACAAGGAAGUGGACGAUGAGAAGCGUAGAGGAAGGGGAAGGGGAAGGGGAAGGGAAAGGUCAAAGCCUCCUCUUGUUUCCAAUGUCUCAAAGAAGUUGAAGACUGGGGGGGCUCGUAGAGAAGAUCAUAAUAAGUCAACUGUCUUCAGGAAAGAAGUUGUUCUAAGGGGAAGGAAGAUUGGUAUGACCAAGACAGAAGCUUCUCUACGAGGAAGGAAGAAGAUUGCUCUGUCCAAGAAUACUAUCAAGUUAGAGCCUAAGUGUAAACAUGACACCAAGCAAGAGAAAGACGCUUCGCUGCACAAGAACGCUAUGAAAGUAGAGCGUACAAGAGAUGUCAAAGACACACAUCAAGAGAAAGAAGUUAGUAUACGAGGAAGGAAGCCAAAGAACUGGAACAAAUUGGAUAAUGAGGAGAGCAGACGAAGGAGAAAGGCAAUUUUCAGAGCUUCAAAGAGACUGAAGGCUGAGAAGUUCAUCACAGUGGUUAACUCCAAAGAUGCUCCACAAGGAAAGAAGAGUUGUGUGACCAAGAGCGAUUUCAAAGCCUGCAAGAAGGAGAAUGAGGAGAGCAACAGUGAAAAGAGAAAGUCAAAGCCUCAUGAGAUUUUCAGAGCUUCAAAGAGACUUAAGACUGAUCAGAACUUGGUUAACAACAAACUAAAGAAAGAAGAGGCUGUAAACAGGGACAAGGCUAAACCAAAGGCUACAAGUCAUGUGAAAGACAGCUUACUUCACAGUUUCAAACCUCACAAGAAGGUUGAGAAUGAAGAGAGCAGCCGAAGAACCUUAAUGGAUAAAAGCUAUGAAUAUUUCAUAGCGUUUCUGAGAAACUCUGUUACUGUUAUUGAAGUGAAGCCUGAGAAAGCCUCAGUGCCUUUAUCAGAUCCUGAUAUUAUCGCAGUCAGUAACUGUCCGUUUUCUGAUGGAGGCCCUUCCCCAUUUGAGGCAAACAAAGACGGCAAAGUGAUAGAUCUUGAAGACCGUAUUGAACCUGAAGAUAUGUUCAACUCUACAUUUAGCAAGAAGCUACUGGAAAUUCUCAGACAGCCGUAUGAUAAAAAUGAGUUCAAGCAACGCCUUUUUGAGGCAUCACAAAAGAAACAGUUGACUCGGUCUAGGCAACUGCGAGAUGGAAGAGAGAUCGAAUAUAACGUUGAUCACCAGUUGGGACCUUCUUAUUUCGACCGCUAUCCAGAUUUCAAGCGUGUGUUUCGUCGUUCUCGUUGUGCAAAGGAUGAUAAUAGAGCUUUGAACCUGUUGCGUGGCUUUUUCUUUUAUUUCGAGAACAUAGUUCUUGAAGGUGCAUUCAAACCAUGGUUGCAUGAAGCACGUGUGAUGAGAGAAUGCAAAGAUAUCGUAUGCAUCAAGUAAGGCAGGCAGCACCACACAGCCCUUAACUGAAACUCUUACAGUUACCUAUUUGUAUUGGAUAUGUCGCAAAACAAGAGAUUCUACAAGAUUUGCAGUAGUAUGACUUAAGUAUGACCAUUCUAAUUGUCAUUAGGAACUCUUUGAUGGCAGUUUAGUCUUAGAGAAAGACAUGUAAUGCUUCUUGUUAUACUAUUUUCUCUUUUUGUUUUA